AAGGAAGGUCUGCACAUAGCCACGGGUCACUUAGGAAGGGAAAGGACUCCAUACCCCAACUCGGUUCAGUCCCAAUCUCAACCCUCACUUCAGCCUUGACUCAGUCCGGGGUCCAGCCAGCCCCACCAUGACCAAGGAUUAUCAGGAUCUUCAGCACCUGGACAACGAGGAGAAUGACCAUCAGAUCAGACGAGGGCCGCCUCCUCCCCGGCCACUCUUCCAACGGCUCUGCUCCGGACCCCGCCUCCUCCUGCUCUCCCUGGGCCUCAGCCUCCUGCUGCUGGUGGUUGUCUGUGUGAUCGGAUCCCAGAACUCCACGCUGAAGGAGGAGCUGCGGGCCCUGAGAGAGACGCUCAGCAACUUCACCGUGAGCACAGAGGCCGAGGUCAAGGACCUGCGCAUCCAGGGAGGAGGUGUGGGCAGGAAGAUGAAGUCCUUGGAGUCCCAACUGGAGAAACAGCAGCAGGACCUGAGUCAAGAUCACUCCAGCUUGCUGUUCCACGUGAAGACCUUUGUGUCUGACAUACGAAGCCUGAGCUGUCAGCUGGCCAUCCUCCAGGGCAAUGGCUCUGAGAAGAACUGCUGCCCCAUUAACUGGGUGGAGCAUGAAGGCAGCUGCUAUUGGUUCUCUCGAACGGCGAAGCCCUGGCCCGAGGCUGAGAAGUACUGCCAGCUGGAGAAUGGGCACCUGGUGGUGGUCGGCUCCUCGGAGGAGCAGAAAUUUGUCCAGCACCACAUGGGCCCUGUGAACACCUGGAUGGGCCUCACCGACCAAGACGGGCCCUGGAGAUGGAUAGACGGGUCAGACUACGAGAAGGGCUUUCAGAACUGGAGGCCAGAUCAGCCGGACGACUGGACCGGGCACGGGCUUGGGGGAGGCGAGGACUGUGCCCACCUCACAGACGAUGGCCGCUGGAAUGACGACGUCUGCCGGAGGCCCUACCGCUGGGUCUGUGAGACAGAGCUGGGCAGGCCCACCCAGGAGCCUCCGCUCCCCUAAUUUAUUUCCGCGAUGCCUUCACCUGUGAAGGCUCCUCACGUUGGGAUCCUCCUACCUGGGGCCUCCUGCACAUUCUUGGGGCUUUUCAUCUGGGCUGUAGGGGAGGGGAGAGGAUGGUGGCGAGGAAUGCAGAGGAUGUUCGGAAGGGCGGGGAGAUUGAGAGCUAUGCCACUCUCUACGGUUUGCAGGUUAUUGUCAACUUUUUUUUUUUUUUGAGUAAAAA
Myotis lucifugus (little brown bat) is the source of this 1223-nucleotide messenger RNA. RefSeq names its product asialoglycoprotein receptor 1 (gene ASGR1). Gene Ontology annotation, molecular function: signaling receptor activity. The record is from RefSeq and is a predicted model, not a curated record. The transcript has 8 exons. NCBI's taxonomy places the organism in Eukaryota, Metazoa, Chordata, Mammalia, Chiroptera, Vespertilionidae. Bases 128 to 1000 code for a protein of 290 amino acids.